Messenger RNA from Adineta ricciae, 8253 nucleotides. NCBI's taxonomy places the organism in Eukaryota, Metazoa, Rotifera, Eurotatoria, Adinetida, Adinetidae. The record is from the annotation of a GenBank genome assembly.
AUGUCGGUUGGUGAUUUGUUCUUCUGGCUGAUCUUGCUGAGUAUUGCAGAAGCAUCAAAUGUUUCGUACAAUCAACCAAAACUGGAUGCUUAUGCAGUGUGGAAUCCAAAUGCGAUCCUUUUUGCAAAUUCGUCCGUGGUCGGCGCCAAUCCUCGUGGUCUUUUUGUUGAUACGAAUGACACGAUCUAUGUUGUUGAUCAAACAAACAGUCGAACUCUGAUUUGGUUCAACAACAGUAUAAAUCCAACAAGAACAAUCUAUGGCGAUAUGAGCAAACCUAUGUGCAUCUUUGUAACAACCAGUGGUGACAUGUACAUUAGUGAUUAUAAUGCGAAUAAUCAAACUCGUAGAUGGUCACAGAAUUCAAAUGGUAGUAGUCUUGUGAUGUCUACUAGUUCAGGAUGUUAUGGUUUAUUCAUUGAUACCAAUAACUCGUUGUAUUGUUCACUUUAUCUUGCCCAUCGAAUUGUGAAGCAGUGGUUAGGUAGCAAUGCAUCGGCAGUGAUAACGAUUGCUGGGAAUGGAUCAAGUGGAUCUGGAUUGAAUCAGCUUUACAAUCCUGGUGGAAUCUUUGUCACUACUGAUUUUGAUUUAUAUGUAGCUGAUUACAGAAACAAGCGAAUUCAACUUUUUCAACCUGGUCAAUCUAGUGGAAUAACAGUUGCUGGAAGUUUAUCAAUAAACGUUACAGUCACACUACAAGGCCCGAAUGCUGUCAUACUGGAUGCCGAUAAUUAUCUAUUCAUAACAGACGGCUCAGCGGGUAGGAUUAUUGGAUCAGGGCCAAAUGGUUUUCGAUGCAUCGUCGGAUGUUCUGGUUCAUCGGGUAGCUAUACUAACCAACUAUCAGGCCCGUGGAAUCUGGCUUUUGAUAGUCACGGGAAUCUAUAUGCGAAUGAAUGGAACAAUUAUCGCAUUUUGAAAUACACUUUAUUGAAUAACACUGAAGUGAAAUCAUAUAACCAACCGAAAUUAUGUUCUAAUGCCACUUGGAGUGAAAAUGGAAGUACGUUUGCCAAUCGAAGUAUGGUUGGUAGAUAUCCAUCAGAUAUAUUUAUUGAUAUCAGUGACUCGAUUUAUAUCGUUGAUAACGACAAUGAUCGAAUUCAAGUAUGGUUUAACAAUAGUAUUAAUCCAACGCGUACAAUUUCAGGCAUUUCGUUCAAUGUGAGCUCCAUAUUCGUUGCAAACAAUGGCGAUAUUUACAUUGAUAAUGGUAUUUCGAAUGGCUACGUUAACAGAUGGAUAAUAAAUACAAACAGUAGUACUCCUGUUAUGGCUAUUAAUUCAUAUUGUUCUGGCUUGUUUAUUGACAGAAGUGAUACGCUAUACUGUUCACUCUCUACUCAAAAUAAUGUUGUCAAAAAAUGGUUAGGUGAUAGCACAACGAUAGCAACUACAGUGGCCGGAAAUGUCAACGGUGCUAACGGCUCAUCUUUGGAUCGAUUAUCUGGCCCACGCGGAAUCUUCGUGAAUGAUGAUUUCGCAUUAUAUGUGGCUGAUUCUCAGAACGACCGAAUUCAAUUGUUUGAAUUAGGUCAAUCUAAUGGCGUAACAGUUGCAGGAAAUACUUCCCUUAAUAUCACAGUCAUACUGGAUACUCCGACUGGAAUUACGCUUGAUGCUGACAAUUAUUUAUUUAUUAUGGAUCGUGAUAAGGAACGGAUACACAAGUCGCAUCCACACCUAUGCCCACAUCCACAUCCACGUCCACGUCCGAAUCCACAUCCACGUCCACGUCCGAAUCCACAUCCACGUCCACAUCCACAUCGGCAUCCACGUCCACGUCCGAAUCCACAUCCACGUCCACGUCCGAAUCCACAUCCACGUCCACAUCCACAUCGGCAUCCACGUCCACGUCCGAAUCCACGUCCACGUCCGAAUCCACGUCCACGUCCGAAUCCACAUCCACGUCCACAUCCACAUCCACAUCCACAUCGGCAUCCACGUCCACGUCCGAAUCCACGUCCACAAUCUUCAUCAAGAUCAAUCUCAAUAUCGUCAUCGACGCAUACAGCACCGCUCACGCUCUCAAAUGUCACAGAUGGGCCCACGCCUACCUAUCCACCUACAAUCAGCAUAUUGUCAUCUGUAUCGUCAACUCUGACAAGCACAAUUGCAACAACUACGACGACGUCAACCAUAUCGCCGGUAUCAAACCAAGAUUGUUCCGCUCCAAAUGUCACGCUUACUCCCAACGCAUCAUCCACAACAUCACCACUUCAGUAUCGUCGAAGUCACCAUGUCUCCAUCGUUUCGCUUAUCGACUUCAAUUGUGAUCAACCAUUCGUCAUGACAACUCUAUGGACAAUCAAAACCUGUUCAAACACAUCAUGCACACAUACCAUGCCAUCCAAUCCCGCCAUCAACACAAAAUACACCGAACUCUAUAUCCCUCCAAACACACUUCCAUAUGGAAUCUAUAACUUCACUCUCACUGUUUCUGUUCCAGGAUUCUCAACAGUGUCAUCUGUCCUCAUUGAAAUAGUCAGAUCAGCCAUUAUCGUCAAUCUCGUUCAACUGGGAACACUCAUGAUCACACGUGGGCAUCAACAAGAUCUCCUCAUCAAUCCAGGAGCAUAUUCGCUUGAUCCCGAUGGAUUCGCGUUCAACACUAGUGAAUGGACCUACAGAUACUUUUGUCGAAUCUAUGGUGUGACAUCGUUUCCACAGUUCCAAGGCGCGCUAUUAACAAUCGAUGAUCCGAGAAAUGACUCCGCCAAUCCGUCGUGCUUGUCGAAUCGAACAGGAUGGAGAUACGACAGUCCCAUCAACUCAUCACUUCGCAUUCUUUCUCAUUCGCUCCAGUCCGAUCGAACAUACCAGUUCAUGGUCAUCGUGCAGAAUAUUCAAAAUAUCAACAGACAAGCGACUGGCUUUGUUCUUGUCAACGUUGAGAACACUCCUUCAUCGACGAUUGCCAUCGGAUGUGUGAUAUCGACUAUGUGUGUUGCCAAUUCAGACUAUCAACUUGUGAACCCUUCGACACAAGUCGCUCUCUUUUCGUUUUGUGUCGAGAACUGUUCGACAGCUGAGAGUAUCCAGUGGAAGGUAUAUUAUGGAAUGAGAAAUGCAUCAUCCAAUACCACCCAGUGGUAUCUCUUCAAUCAGACAAGUCGCUAUACCAAUAGUUGGUUUUUUGGUGUGGACACAACGAACUUCACAUCAACAAGUCAGCUGUUUUCCACCUAUGCACAGUGGACAAUGUGGCGAUUCGAAGUAGUGUACACAUUCGCCACAGACAUCAGUUCGAGCUCAUUGGAUUUCGUCAUCAAUCAGUCGCCGAGCAAUGGCUCGUGUUCCAUCGAUCCACCUAAUGGUAUGACAACGACCCUGUUCGACGUGACAUGUUCAGACUGGUUUGAUAGUGAUGGCAUCAAAGACUAUUCACUUUUCAUCUGGACGAGCGACCCAUCGAAACAAACUCUCAUCGCAUACUCAUCGGUGUCAACAUUCCAAGUUCAGUUGCCAUCAGGCGAUGAUCCGACGUAUGAAGUGCAUCUGAUAGUUGAGAUUCGUGAUGAGCAUGAUUGUUUGACAACAUACAAUCUGUCAUCAUCGAUUUCUGUUCAGUCUGAUUGGAGCGAAAUGAACGACUUCAUCAAAAGUGUGCAAAACGUUUCGAAUCUCGAGAUCAUUGACAGCUCGUUUGCUCAAUUACUCGGCAGUGAAAAUCAGAAUGUUGUCGGGCAAGUGAUUACUCUGCUUUCGAAUGAGUUCAACAGAAUCAGUGAUGAAAACAUGACGAAAGCUAUUUCAAAUGGUCUACCAUCAACAAGUAUCUCAGUGUCACCUUUGGGAAGUUCCAGUUCUCAACAAAACUCAGUAGCACUGAAUGUGACUGCCUUGAAUGAGUACAAGAAUGAAGUCAACUCGUAUGCACAAGUUCGAGAAUACUUGAUGCGAUUCAUUCCAAAUCUGCCUAUCACAACAUCCAAGAGUAUCCAGUUACAAGCAUCAGCCAUUGUGCAAUUGACCAAAACAACAAAUCAACUAACAAGAAACACUCUCACAAUUGCAAUAGAUCGAUGUUAUAAGUUGACAAUAGCCCUGUCCUCGUUGACGAGAGAGAUGACACCAGAGGACACAAGUGCAAUCGUAACUCUGCUAAUGCAGUGUGCUUCGAAUGUGUUAACAGCAGUGAGUGGUCCAUUACAAGAGAGAAUGAUGGUGUUAGAUGCUGAUUUUGUACGUGCAACAUCGUUUCCUCAAGAUUAUGAUUCUGAUCUGGAACUGCCAUGGUCAAAUCUCAAUUUAUUUGCUGAUGGAAACGACUUUUCGUGGUCGACGAUCGAAAAGAAUCGAAAUCGUUAUUACCAGCAACAACUGUCGAAUGACAUUAUCUCGAAAACAAAUCAAAUCAUCUCAUUACUGACCACAUCACUGAAUACGAACUUGAAUAUCGAACAGAGCUUCGUUGUGAACACAUCACAAGUGUUCAUGUCACUGGAACGAAGAUCAUUUCAAUCACUGCUGAAUAAACAAAUGAGAGCACCUGCAAAUGCACACAUCAAUCUUCCAUCGACACUGCCAAUCAGUGUCAACAACAAUCAGACAGUUUCCAUUCGACUACUGAUGGAACCACUCUCACCUGCUGGUCAAUCUCAGUCGAACACCAAUCUUUCCACAUCGAUCUCACUGACCAUUCUCGACGACGACGGACAAGAAAUCCCUAUGAAAACAGCUGAUAACACUUCCAUCGAAAUCAUCAUUCCUCGAGAUCCAAAUCUUGUCAUGCCAUCGAUGAUCUUGUACAAUGUCACUUCUGUCAACUCCACUGAUGACUCUCAUCAUCAUCAACUGUUCUAUUCUCACUACGUUAAUAUCACCACUUCUCUUCCAGUAUCAGUUCACCUGGAGAUUCGACCAUUAAAUGUGAAUGUAUCCUAUUUGUUAAUCUACAGAUUCGAUGGCAUACCACAGCUGAACAGCUCGAUGAGUCAAAUCGAUGGAUGGACACUUCUUUGUUCAUCUACUUUGACAAAUGAAAGUGUGUACAGAUACUUCUAUGACAAUGAACAAACAGUAGGUUAUCGUUCGUUGGUCAUUGGUCUCCGUGAACUUGGUUCUGCUAGUGAUUGUUUGCGCUCAUCGACUGCCAGUCAACCACCCAUAACUGAUGAAGUGUACAACUUCACGUCGAACUAUGAGAUACGAAUGUACACAUCCGGUUGUUACUAUCUUGACGGAGGCAACGAGUGGAGAGCAGAUGGAUUAGUCGUUGGAUCAUUGACUAAUCACUAUCAGACACAAUGUUAUGCAAAACAUUUGACUAAAUUCACGGGCAGUUUCAAUGUUCUACCUCAGCCAGUCAAUUGGCAGUAUGUGUUUGCAAAUGCAGAUUUCGCUCGCAAUAAGACUAUUUACUUGACGAUCAUUAGUGUAUCAGUGAUCUAUGUGCUGCUGAUCAUCUAUGCUCGUUACUAUGACAAGAAAGACUUACAAAAACUAGGAGUGACGCCCUUGCCUGACAAUCAUCCAUCCGAUGAGUAUUACUAUCAAAUCAUUGUUUUCACUGGUCAGCGCAACGAUGCAGGAACGAAAUCGAAUGUGCACUUCAUUUUGUAUGGUCUGGAUGAUCAGACAUCAGUUCGAACACUGGCUGAUCCACAUCGUCGAGUUCUGCAACGUGGUGGCAUCGAUGCUUUCAUCAUGUCAGUGCCAAAGUCACUGGGUUUGUUGAACUGUAUUCGUAUUUGGCAUGACAACACUGGCAAAAGUUCGGCAUCAUGGUUUCUGAAGUAUGUCAUUGUUCGCGAUCUACAGACUAUGGAGAAGUUCCACUUUAUUGCACAACGAUGGUUUGCUGUGGAAAAAGCUGAUGGAAAGAUCGAACAUGUGUUGCCGGUGGCUGGUGCAGCAGAGAAGAGUGACUUUUCGUAUGUCUUGUCGAAGAAGGCAUAUCACAGUGUAUCGGAUGGUCAUCUAUGGUUUUCGAUUUUUUCUCGGCCACCCUCGAAUCAGUUCACGCGUGUUCAACGAUGUACCUGUUGCUUUGUUCUCUUGCUUGUGUCAAUGUUCUUGAACAUCAUGUACUAUGACUUGCAAAACGAAGGCAAAACGAGUGCGAACAUCUCAUUCGAACAGAUCAUCAUUGGUGUGAUUGUAGAAGUGUUCUCACUGAUUCCAAGUCUUUUACUCAUACAGAUCUUCCGACGACUUCGCUCUCGUCACAAGUCACUUUCGCCAUUACGAAAGAUCUUGUACGAAAUCAAUCCUUCGCUAACAAAACAACAAGUCAAACCGAAGACAAAACACACGUUCACAUUUCCUUGGUGGUUUAUAUUCAUUGCAUAUGGCCUGUGCUUCCUGUUGGUGGCAACCUCGAUGUUCUUUCUCAUCGUUCGCGGUAUCGAGUUUGGUGAUGUGAAAACUCAGAAAUGGCUAGUGUCCAUUCUUAGUGGCUUUCUCUCCUCGGUCCUGUUGACUCAGCCACUGAAGAUUGUUGCAUUGGUAGUCGUGUUUGCAUUCUUCUGUCAAAAAUCGCACGAUGAUCAAGAAGCCAUGGAAUAUCUGGAUGAGAACGAAUUGCAUUUGGAGCGAGAUGAAGAAUAUCUGCACGAGAACAAUCUAUCACUAGUUGACUCUCGUUCAACAAUCGUACAUGCACGACUGACUGAUGCAGAAGUGGCAUCAGCACGUGACCGUCGACUGAAAGAAAUGCAGAUGUGGUCGAUCCUUCGAGAAGCACUUGUCUAUCUCAUCUUCUUUUCCACUCUCUCAGUUCUCAUCUAUUCUCAAACUCAACUCAACUCAUUUCUCCAAGUGGAUCAUCUGCGAAAAUAUCUCUGUAAUCCACGACAGCCAGAUCUCGACUAUCAGCAGAUAUCGAACCAGGCCGACUUUUGGUCAUGGCUGGAAGAGAGUUUUGUUGAGAACAUUCGUGCACAACAAUGGUACAAUGGUGAGCCACCUCGAAAUCUCAGUGGUUUCAUGAAUGAUAGAACGAAUCGGCUACUUGGUUGGAUCACCAUGCGACAAGUGCGAGUCAAAACUCAUCCAUGUUCACCCAUGCGAAGUCUCCACUUCAUCUGCCAGUAUGAUUACAGUUCUCGAACUGAACAAACCGACUCAUUCGAUCCUGGAUGGAUCAAUCAAACACAAACUAGCAGCUCCGAUUCCAUACUUAGUCAAGCAUUUCAAUAUAAAUCCAAGGAUGUCUUGGAUACUUAUCCUAUAAGCGGAAGAUUCGGUCGAUAUGGUGAUGGUGGAUAUGUGUAUGAGUUUCGUGGUCGACUAGCUGAUAUUCGGAUGAAUCUGACAAAACUUCACGAAUAUCAGUGGAUCGAUGAUCAAACACGAGCAGUGAUCAUCCAGUUGAGUUUAUACAAUCCCAAUGCUCAGCUAUUCACUUCGAUUAUUCUGCUCACUGAGUUUCUCUCUACCGGUGGAGUUGUCACACAAUCAACGAUCGAACCUAUCCAGUUCUAUGCAUUCACAUCGUUGAGUCAAUUGAUCUGUUUGAUUGUUUACAUACUGUUCAUAGUGUAUCUGAUGAUGAAACAAGUGCAGUUGAAAUGGCAAGCAUUCACUCAGUUCUGGUCACUGCUCGAUUUUGGUGUCAUUAUUUGUUCGUGGGUGGGCGUGGCGAUGUAUGUGUGGCGGUAUGUUGAGUAUAGUCGUAUUGGUCAAGUGUUUGCUGAGACCAAUGGCUUCAGUUGUUUCUUUGGUACGAUCAAGUUCAUUCGUUUGUGUCGAUAUAACUAUCGAGUUUAUUUGUUCAUCGAAACACUUCGGAUAGCUGUACGAGAGCUGAUUCCAUUUUCGUUGAUGUUUUCGGUGGUGUUUUUAUCGUUCAACUUCCUGUUCUAUCUGUUAUUCGUGUCGAAACUUGCAGCGUGUGCAACGUUUCUGGGAACAACACAGAUGUUGUUUGAGAUGACACUGAUGCAGUUUGAUGGCGACGCAUUGCUGGAUGCAGCUGCGUUUCUUGCACCGUUUUGUUUCAGUUUGUUCGUGUUUGUGGUGGUGUUCACUUGCAUGUCAAUGUUCUUGUCGAUUGUUAAUCGAAGCUUUAAGAGAGCCAACAAAAACGCAGGCGAUGUCGAACACGUAUACUCGUUUAUCCUGAAUCGAUUCUUGCAAUGGACAGGUUUGAAAGAACAGGAUGACGAUGAAAAGCAUGAUACAUCGAUACGACAAGAAUACUUUGAUUCAGUUGCAAAUUUUCCCGAGAAAAUGGAUCAGUUAUUGGGAGCAUUGAAUCGAGUGUACAUGGAUCAAAAGACGGAAAAGGAAGAAAUAAUACUUUAA